Messenger RNA from Malassezia japonica, 750 nucleotides. RefSeq lists its product as uncharacterized. Bases 1 to 750 code for a protein of 249 amino acids. NCBI's taxonomy places the organism in Eukaryota, Fungi, Basidiomycota, Malasseziomycetes, Malasseziales, Malasseziaceae. The transcript has 2 exons. The record is from RefSeq and is a predicted model, not a curated record.
AUGGGCCGACGUCCACGCACGCAGUUUUGCUGCUGUGCAUUUCCGCUCGUAAAGUUUGGUGCAUACGUGCUUGUCCUGGAAGCAGCCUUCGUGGCGCUGUGUGUCGGUGUGCUGGCGCUUGCGCCGCCACCGAUCGUCGGUGCCAUGGAGAGCGUGCCAAGCUGGAGUAAGGCUCUCGUGGCAGCGAUUGCGUUUGUCACGGCCGCCUGGCAGAUUAUUGGCAUUGCUGCUGUAAUCUCUGACCAGCCGACACUGUACCGCUUAUACAUUCGCUUGAACUUCCUUGCCACGCUGGUCCUCUUGGCGAUCACGAUUGCAUUCACUGUGACGGCAGCUGCGCGGCAUUCGGCGGCCGUGGAUGAGUGCAUGAAGCAAUUUGAAGGUACACUCGCCAGCAAUGGCCUCGGCAUCGACCAGGUGGAGAACACGCUAAACUCUGGGCGUCAAAAAGCGUGCGACAUUAUUUCAUGGGUCGACGUCGGCCUUAUGGGUGGCCUGAUUGUCGUGCUUGGUCUUACGCAGCUGUACAUGUGCUACAUGCAGCGCAAGUAUGGCCAGCUCCAGCGUGCUGCGAUUUCGGACACGAAGCCUGCGUUUGGAUCGGAUGGCAUCCCGAUGGCUAAUCGUUCAUCAGUGGGAUGGGACCCGCGCCGCAGGCCGCAGUACGAGCCUCUCAAUGCUCCGACGGCGCACCGAGCAACCAACGAGGCGCACAAUGGCGAGACCUUUUACGAGACGUACCAACGUUAG